Molecule: messenger RNA, 1763 nt
Organism: Neopelma chrysocephalum (saffron-crested tyrant-manakin)
Lineage: Eukaryota; Metazoa; Chordata; Aves; Passeriformes; Pipridae
Product: apoptosis-inducing factor 3-like
Exons: 17
Coding region: 1-1665 (554 amino acids)
Cellular component (GO): cytoplasm
Molecular function (GO): oxidoreductase activity, acting on NAD(P)H; 2 iron, 2 sulfur cluster binding; flavin adenine dinucleotide binding
Source: RefSeq, a predicted model, not a curated record
AUGACACCGACACCAUCACCGCCGAGGUCUGCAGGGAGGAGGACGUUGGGGAUGGAGAGUGAGUACCUGGUGGUGGUGGUGGGGAGCCAGGUGAUUGUGUGCCCACCUCCCCACCUCUCCCACAGGCUCCUGGAAGUGAUGGUGGCUGGUUACCCAGUGCUGCUGGUGAGGAACAGGAAGGAGUUCAGUGCCCUGGGCAGCAAAUGUCCCCACUACGGUGCCCCUCUCAGCAAAGGGGUCUUGAGAGGGGAGAGGCUGCGCUGCCCCUGGCACGGCGCCUGCUUUAACAUCAGAACUGGAGACAUCGAGGAAUACCCUUCUCUGGACUGUAUCUCCUGCUUUAAGGUAACAGUGGAAGAUGGAAAGGUGUUUGUUACAGCAAAAAAGAAGGACCUCAAAAACAGCCAGAGGGUGAAGGACAGAAGCAGGCGGUGCCUUGUCAACCAGAACACGAUGCUGCUGCUGGGGGGAGGUGUGGCUGCCCUGGUGUGCGCAGAGACGCUUCGCCAGGAGGGUUUUACUGGCAGGAUCAUCAUGGCCACCAAAGAGAAACACGUUCCAUACGACAAGUCCAAACUGAGCAAGGAAAUGGACUUGAAAGCUGAGGACGCCUACCUGAGGACACCUGAAUUCCUUGAUGCUCAGGGCAUAGAGUUCUGGACAGAGAAAGAGGCAGUGUGGGUGGAUUUCCAGAAGCAGCAGGUCGGCUUCAUGGAUGGCUCCUCUCAGAAAUACCAUCAGCUGCUCAUUGCAACAGGCAGCCACUCCAGCUUCCUCAAAGUCCCAGGUGCUGACCUGCAGAACGUGUGCAUUCUCCAAACCCCGGAAGACUCCAGCAAGAUCUUGGAGCUGGCAACUGGGAAGAAUCUGGUGAUCGUAGGAGCUUCAUUCGUAGGAAUGGAGGUGGCUGCCUUCCUCUCAGACAAGGCUGGUACCAUCUCAGUGGUGGAAAGAGAGGAGUUCCCUUUCCAGCACGCUCUGGGUCCUCAGGUUGGAGGCGUCGCCAUGAAGAUGCUGGAAAAUAAAGGGGUGAAGUUCCACAUGAAAUCAGAACUCUGUGAGCUGAAAGGAAAGUAUGGAAAGGUCGCAGAGGCUGUUCUUGCCAACGGAGAGAAAUUACCUGCAGAUGUGGUAGUGGUGGGAAUAGGGUCGACCCCCAGCUCAGCAUUUCUGAAGGGCACCUCCAUUGCCAGAGAUGACAAAGGUGCCAUCCUGGUGGAUCUGCACAUGCAAACCAACAUCCCAAAUGUCUUCGCUGCGGGGGACGUGGUGUCCUUUCCAGUAGCGCUGCUCAACGGGGACCGGUCCAGCAUCCAUCACCAACAAGUGGCUGAGGCCCACGGUCACGUUGCUGCCUUAAACAUGCUGAAGAAAGAGAAGGAGUUGCACACUGUUCCCUUCUUCUGGACCACGUUGCUUGGGAAAAGCAUCCGCUAUGCAGGCUGUGGAAAGGGAUACACGGACACUGUUGUGAAGGGCAGCCUGGAGCAACAGAAGUUCCUGAUCUUUUACCUCAGGGAUGGCCAUGUGACAGCAGCUGCCAGCCUGAACUGUGACCCCAUGGUGUCUCUCAUUGCAGAAGUUUUGUACUUGGGGAAACUAAUCUCCAAAGAAGAAGCAGAGGCUUGUGACAUCGGCAACAUAACGUCACUGGCACAAACCUGAGCUUGGUACCUGCCCCUGUGAGGGGCACAUACCCAAGGGUUAACAGCUCCACAUCCUCCUGUCCUGGAGAAAUAAAACCAUCAGCAAAGCCAAAAUCA